This is a messenger RNA of Desarmillaria tabescens, 591 nucleotides long. RefSeq lists its product as uncharacterized. Lineage: Eukaryota; Fungi; Basidiomycota; Agaricomycetes; Agaricales; Physalacriaceae. The annotation marks the transcript as partial. The transcript has a single exon. The record is from RefSeq and is a predicted model, not a curated record.
GAGCUUCCCGAGUCUCUGUCAUGGCUCAAGGAUGUCAACAUUGGUCUGCUCAUCGACCAGGAGGGCUUUCGUGCCGUACAUCCAUCAUUCAGGUUUGUGGGAUACUCCCCUUAUACUCGAUCUCUGGAUCCGCAAGGCGGCGUGAUUGAAGGAGGUGUAGCUGAAUUUAUGCCCAUCAAGCGUCAAGCGUUUAAUUUCCAUUACGCCCUUUUCGAUGGUCUGCCCAUUCUGCGACGAGUAACGGUAAACGGAGAAGAGGAUCGUGACUACAUUUCAAGACAAGCAACGCUAAGCCUGAAAACGAACGGCGUGUAUACCAUACGCGGAAGCGAAACUUCGUCACACGCAAGUCAUCAGGGCGAUAGUCCUGGGGCCCACAAAUUGCGUUGGAAAUUUGAUUACAUGGUAGACUGUAGAAGGCAAGGCGAGGGCUCUGGUAGAGUACUUGACGGAGAAAAGACCUUGACGCCUCUCACUUUCUCAUGCUCGCCUUUGCUCCUCGAUCCUUCUCAAGGCAAGAAGAUUCGGCUUAUGCAUAUCGUUAAGAAAAGCGUUGUCACGAAACUUGUUGCUGAGAAAGUAGAGCCGACA